Cuscuta campestris is the source of this 3717-nucleotide messenger RNA. Lineage: Eukaryota; Viridiplantae; Streptophyta; Magnoliopsida; Solanales; Convolvulaceae. The record is from the annotation of a GenBank genome assembly.
AGUCCUUCACAGGCAGAGGGUCAGAGAGAAACGGACGAGAGCCAAACUCCGCCAUAGCCCGACGUCGAACGCCGCCGCCAACGCCAAAGGCAGCCGAUCCGCCGCGAGGCAUUCAAGGUAAAUCGCUACUGUUCCGCCUUCUUGCCGCCAUUUUAUCAAGAGUUUAUAACCUUAUAAGGUUGAGAAAAAAAGCAAAGAGGAGAUGAACAAGAAGGAGGUGUUGAAGCUAGCGAAGGGGUUUAGAGGGAGGGCAAAGAACUGUAUAAGAAUUGCAAGGGAGAGGGUGGAGAAGGCACUUCAAUACUCUUAUAGAGACCGCUGCAACAAGAAGCGCGACAUGCGCUCUCUUUGGAUCCAGCGUGUUAAUGCUGGGACCCGCCAGCAUGGUGUGAAUUAUGGUAAUUUUAUGCAUGGGCUGAUGAAGGAAAAUGUGCAGCUGAACAGAAAAGUACUGUCUGAGAUAUCUAUGCAUGAACCCUAUAGUUUCAAAGCUCUCGUUGACAUCUCGCGAGCUGCUUUCCCCGGGAACAAGCCAACCGUUGUCCCUCCUCUGGAAAACAAAAAGGGUCUUUCACUUCUUGUUUAACGAAAGCUGAUUCUCUCAAUAAUUAUGGCUCUGUUUUUUACUUGCAGUUUUUGUAUGAAUUUGUGAACAUGGAUUUCUUUCAAGGCUAGUGAAGUGUUUGGCAGAACAUGAUGAUGUUAAUUCUUAAAACCAGUGUCGGAAUUUGAAUGUUGCUCUUUGGGGCAGAAAUGUUGGUGUUGGUUAGAUGAAAAUAUUAAUGAUAUGCAAGACCACAAACUGAAUAUGAAAUUUCUGGAGAUGUUUUCCUUGUUGGCCACAUUCAUGUGAACAAGAUGCAGAUUAAUAGUAUGAGUGCUGAUCUCAACGAGAUUCUUGAAAAAUGCGAGAAGAAAAUUCAUUCCUGGAAGAAGAAAAAAAAUAUUGGCAUUUUUUUCAAACAAAUCAAUUUGUCAGUCAGUGCAUGUUGUUCUUUUGGUGAUGGCAAAUGUAAAUCAGGGGAUUUGCCAUGCGUGCGGCUCUCUUGGCGGGGUGAUGAUGUUCACUUAGAGAGAACAUCUCAUUUUCUUGCAGACGUAAUUUGCCCAGUUGUGUUGGAAACAAUUGUAAAAGGUGAUCAUAGGGUCUCUUCUGCUAGUAUAAUCUGGAGUAGUCCUCAGACGAUGACUUGGAUUAAAGGCUCUAGCAAGAAUCAACCGGGUGAACGGCUCUAGAAGUUGUUCUUGAGAAGGAAGCUGUUAAACAAAGCGGAGAUGCUUGGAGGAUUGUCAUGGACUCAUGUGUACCUUAUAUCCAUCUUAUUGGCACUAGACGUUCUAUAUCUUAUGCUAUCAAACAAGUGCAAGAGUUGCUUGGGAUUUCUUGUGCUUUUGAGCAAGCUGUUCAGGACACAAUGUAGAGAGAAAGGAGUUCUGAAAGGCCAUGGUUACAAAAGGAUUGUUGAGUUAACCCAACAAGAAGGUCAAAAUGUCUAUGAUAUCCUCCUCCUGAUGAGAAGCAGUCAUGAUCGUAGAGAAAAGGGUACUAGGUGCAGAUAUUGAUGAUCUGAUGCCUGAAGAUGCAAAUUUAGACUUGUGCUUAUCACCAGAAAGAGAUUCAGAGUCAGCGAAACCUACAUUUGAAUAUACAAUUGAUGAUAUAUGAUCAAUGAGAAUGUGGGUCAACAAGGUGGUGGUGGUUGGGAGAAGGCUUCGAAUGACACCUCUGGAAUGGGUGGGACCCUGUUGAGAAAAACUCUACGACGGCAACCGAUCAAUCAGACUCUUUGUCCUCCUGGGGUGCUGCUAAAGAAUUGGAAGGUCGCUGUUCUCUUGUACAACCUGCUUAUAAUGACUCCUGGGGAAAGGCUUCUAAAAUAUCAGAAUCUUGAUCGGUCAACAACAAAAACUUCUUGGGGGGAGAGAUUCUGAUGAAGCAUCUGAGAAAGGCCAUGGUCAACAUUGGGGUAGUCAUAAGAAGCAUGAUAAACAAGCUUCAUGGGGAAAUGCUGUCAAGUUUAGGGGACUGGGACCAAACCACCGAUGGGAAAUCGUCAACCUCUAGUGGUGGUUGGAAUAAAAAACCAGAAUCUAAUAAAGGCCUCGAUCAGUCUGGAUCUUCCUGGGAUGGACUGAAGAAUGAAACAGGUGGUGGUUGGGGAGUGGAGCUCACAGAAAAGAGAGUCUUCGGCCAAUGACUCAUGACUCAGCUGGUGGGUGGGGUGCUUCUAAAGCUGGUGGUGAUGCUGAUUGGGGCUCACAGAAAAGUGAGUACUUGGUCAAUGACUCAACUGGUGGGUGGGGCGCUUCUAAAGUUGGUGGUGGUGCCGAUUGGGGCUUACAGAAAAGUGAGUCUUUGGUCAAUGACUCAGCUGGUGGGUGGGGCACGCCCAAAGAUGGUGGUGCUGAUUGGUCAUCACAGGUUCACUCAAGUACUGGGUUGAACGCAACAAUGUGGAUUUUCUGCGGUUUGGGAUGACAGGGCUGUUCCGGAGGCUCUUGAUUGUUCUGCCCGGUGGGUAGAAGGUUUGCCUUUUGUCAAGUCAUUGUCUGGGUAUUGGAAUUUUUCCCUGGCUCCCAGUCCUUCGAGUCUUCCUCCAGAAUUUUACAGUUGGUUUUUUCAGGACUCUGAAUGGAACAAGAUUCCGGUGCCUUCCAAUUGGCAGUGUCAUGGAUAUGACAAGCCAAUUUAUACAAACACUAAAUAUCCAUUUCAUUUUGAUCCACCCAAAGUUCCUGAUGAGAAUCCCACUGGCUGCUACAGGACUAUGUUCUUCAUUCCUAAAGAAUGGGAAGGGCGCAGGAUAUUUCUACAUUUUGAAGGUGUAGAUUCAGCCUUCUAUACAUGGGUAAAUGGGGUUCCUGUUGGAUAUAGCCAGGAUAACAGACUGCCAGCUGAAUUUGAGAUAACAGAUUUUUGUCAACCAUGUGGGGCCUGAUAACCGCAACUGUCUAUCUGUUCAAGUAAUGCGCUGGAGUGAUGGUACAUACCUUAAAGAUCAAGACCACUGGUGGCUUUCUGGCAUUCACCGUGAUGUUCUUCUUCUAGCAAAGCCAAAGAUAUUUAUUGCUGAUUAUUAUUUUAAAUCAAAUUUGGCUCGAGAUUUUUCUUAUGCAGAUAUAGAGAUCCAAACUUUUCUGAUAUAUUUAAGCUUGGGUUUGGAAAGGGAGGGGAGUGGACUGGUCGAGUAUAUGGAGGAGGAUGAAGGGUUGAUUUUUAAGAUGGUUUAAAGGCAUAAGAAUAGGGGAGAAAAAGGGGGAUACUGGUUGUGCUUUUUAGGAGGGCCGAAAAUUUGGAAGGGAAAAUAAGAGGGGAAAAGGGAUAAAAACCAAGUAGGUUUUAAGAGAUAUAACACACUCUUAUCCUCACUUGGGGUUUGAGUCUAGAAUUUAAUUAAGAUAUUACACACUCAAUUAAAUAACUAGAACCUAACACUCACACUUAAGGAAACCAACCUUAAGAUAUAGAAAUUAGGAUUUGAAAACAGAAUACAACCAGUGUAUUUCUAUCUUGAAAUGAAGAAUAAAAAUCUGAGCAUUACAAUAGGCCUAUGGCCGAAAUUUAAAGGCACUCAUACAAAGGAAAAUACUAAGCUAUUUCUUCCACAAAUCCUAGAAAAUGCAGUCAUGUGCUUGAGUCCUUUCAUGGAAUAAAAUCAGGGAAAAUGGGGACAGGGAUUCAUGAAUGAAUAUUCAUGAAUGGAAGGGGAUUUUCGG